Coffea eugenioides is the source of this 1012-nucleotide messenger RNA. RefSeq names its product CASP-like protein 4B1. The coding region runs from base 180 to 785 and encodes 201 amino acids. The record is from RefSeq and is a predicted model, not a curated record. NCBI's taxonomy places the organism in Eukaryota, Viridiplantae, Streptophyta, Magnoliopsida, Gentianales, Rubiaceae. The transcript is spliced from 3 exons.
AAGAACUCCUCCUCGGUCCCGUCGUGGUUAAGGAUCUUUCUCUUCAUUAUUCAUCUUAUAAGUAAUCAAAUUCUUCUAACUUUGUCAGCAAUUCCCACCUUCCUGGUAUCUGGGCUUUGUUCUUCUACAAGGCGCCCGGGUUGUGUAUCUUCAAAUUUACCGGAAUUUGAAGAGGAACUAUGCCGGAUACCACCGACGGCCAGGAGAAACCCACGAUCCCCACCCCCGCGAUAGAAACUUCCGGGACGGGAGAUGUGGAGAACCCCGCCCCUGCGGCGGUUGGCGCCGGGGUAUCGAAUAUCAUUGGACGGUGGAGGAGGGAGGAUUUACGCAGGAAAUUGUCCUUGGGACUGCGUGGUGUUGGGUUGGUUUGCUCAUUGCUUUCUUUCAUUAUCAUGGCUAGCAAUCAGCAUGGUGAUGGCAAAAGUUUUGAUGAAUACGAAGAGUACAGGUAUGUGUUGGCAAUCGCAAUUCUGUCAUCCUUGUAUACAGGAUUACAGGUGUUUAGGCAGGUUCAUGAACUGUCGACUGGAAGAGAAGCCUUCUCUUCGCGGCGCCAAAACGUGGCGAUAUACGAUUUCUUUGGCGAUCAGGUUGUCGCAUACCUGCUCAUAUCAGCGGCAUCAUCUGCAGUACCUCUGACGGACCGUUUGAGAGAAAGUGCAGAUAACAUAUUCACGGACUCUUCUGCUUCUGCAAUCAGCAUGGAGUUCUUGGCUUUCUUCGCUCUGGCCCUUUCUGCUCUCAUCUCUGGAUAUAAACUUGCUAACCAAACCUACAUCUGAUCACACCUAUUUUCUUGAAAUGAUUUCUUACAAUUUCUAUGGUUUCCUUUUGGCAUUUUCUUUAUACAUGUCACAUGUAAAUCUAUGUAUAGGACAGAACAAGAUUCAUUUCAUUGCAAUAUUCUCUCUUUCUAACUGCGUAGAAAAGAGUUACUACAUUUUGCCAAUGUACGGAGACUGCAAAGAGUAAUUUGUGAAGUCAAAUUUAGAUUCAUUUUUUGUGUUCA